AUGGGGUGCGCGUACAGUAAACCAAAAGUUCGAGAAACAGAACCGAUUACUAUGGAUCAACUUCAAAAGGAGUUAUUCAAGUUCAACAAAAAUAUUCGGGGCUACUGGAGGCGAAAGAAGACCUUCUGUUUAAAAGUGGUCAAGCAAAAUAAUCCUCAGGCAGAGGAAAGACCUCAAACCAAGGCAGGGGUACCUUGCGAUGAUAAACUGUGCUCAGGAAAACCUACAAACCAGGGUCCUUCAAAUAAAAAACCAAAAACAACAACAAAUUCGAAAGAAAUCAAGCAGGAUGUCACUCCACGUGUACUGCGCUCUGUUGAACAAAGGCAAGUUUCCAUUGCUGAUAUUGUACUAAGUUCACAAAAGAGUGUGCAACAUACGUACACGCAAGGGAACCAGAUGAGCGUUCUGAAAUACUUCCAUCGUGAUAGACUGUACCAUCCAGACAGACAUUAUAUCUUCAUCAGAGAGAUUGGUCGAGGAGGUUUUGGACGGGUUUACCUCGCAAGAAACAAACUAAUACAGGGCGAAGAAUAUGCCAUCAAGACCAUCUCGCUUGAACAUUCAGACGAGAGAAGCCUGCUGAUGGAGCUCGAGGCCCUGCUUACCUUCAAGCACAAAAAUAUCCUCGCUCUUGCAAACAGCUACCUCACCGAUGGAUUCUUGUACAUCGUCACAGAAUAUGUGGCUGGGAUGAGCCUUUACUCGAUGAUGUCCAACUUUUCAAACGGUUUACCAGAGUACAUCGUAUCACACAUUAUGAGAGAAUGCCUGCAAGGACUUGCACACUUACAUCAGUCUGGAUUUAUCCAUUGUGACAUAAAGACCGAAAACAUCUUGAUUAGUAACACAGGCCAGAUUAAAAUCGCCGACCUUGGACUAGUGGUGAGAACGACGCAACCGAUACAACCAGGAUUCCGAGGCACGCAAAUGUACGCGUCGCCAGAAAUGGCAAAUGAGCUUCCAUACGGCAAAGAAGUAAGGAAUCGACAUUUGGGGCCUGGGUAUUGUUGCCAUGGAGUUGUUUUCCAAGGAUAUCCACCAUUACGGGUUGCUGAUUGCAUGGAAUGCUUUGUGAACAUGGCUAAGUCUGGCUACACCAUAAUGAAUAAUGAGGCUGCAUCCAGGGCUUCAGAAGACUUGAUGAACUUCUUGUACAACGGGACAUUGAAAUGUAAUCCUGCAGAUCGAUUAUCUGCUGACGAGCUGCUCACCCAUUCUUUUAUUUUGAGACAUGAGCAUUGGGGUGGGUGUUGUGAUUGUCUGUCAUCAUUUAUGAAAUGGGUGCUGGAGCCGGUAUAA
Molecule: messenger RNA, 1302 nt
Organism: Actinia tenebrosa (Australian red waratah sea anemone)
Lineage: Eukaryota; Metazoa; Cnidaria; Anthozoa; Actiniaria; Actiniidae
Product: aurora kinase C-like
Source: RefSeq, a predicted model, not a curated record